This is a messenger RNA of Aureococcus anophagefferens, 771 nucleotides long. RefSeq lists its product as hypothetical. The record is from RefSeq and is a predicted model, not a curated record. The coding region runs from base 1 to 771 and encodes 256 amino acids. The transcript is spliced from 2 exons. Lineage: Eukaryota; Pelagophyceae; Pelagomonadales; Pelagomonadaceae.
AUGAACAUGUUCGACCGCUUCAAGCGCGUCGCCAAGGCGAACGCGAACAACCUGCUGGGCAAGCGCGACCCGGAGAAGGUGCUGAACCAGGCCGUCGACGACCUCCAGAAGGAUCUGGUGACCAUCCGCCAGUCCUACGCCGAGGUCAUGGCGACGCAGAAGCGCAUGCAGCGCCAGAAGGACCAGGCGGACCAGCUCGCCGACGAGUGGUACAAGCGCGCGCAGCUCGCGCUCGAGAAGGGCGACGACGAGCUCGCGCGCGAGGCGCUGAGCCGGAAGACGCAGCAGACCGACGCGUCGGCGGGUCUCGACGAGCAGAUCGCCGUCCAGACCGACUCGCUGGCCAAGCUCUACGACUCCAUGACCCAGCUCGAGUCGAAGAUCUCCGAAGCCAAAUCGAUGAAGGACCAGUACAUCGCGCGCGCGCGCACGGCCAAGACGGCGACCAAGGUCAACGACAUGCUCUCCGACGUCGGCGGCUCGUCGUCCAUGGACGCCUUCGAGCGCAUGAAGGAGAAGGUCGAGAUGCUCGAGACGCAGGCCGAGGUCUCGGGCCAGCUCCAGUUCGGCGCGUCCACCGCGGACAUGGAGUCCAAGUUCAAGGCCCUCGAGGCCGGCUCCGCCGUCGAAGACGAGCUCUCCGCGAUGAAGCGCCAGCUCACGGCGGGCUCCGACGCGGCGCCCGAGGCCAAGGCCCUCCCGGCGACGCCCGGCGACGCGGCCGUCGAGGACGAGCUCGCCAAGAUGAAGAAGGCCGCCGAGGGCAACUAG